AUGCCAUCAAUCUAUCAAUUAAAACCAGCAUUUCAAAACUUACUGCGCCCUUUUGUUCAAAAGCUUUUUAAUAUCGGAAUCACAGCAAAUCAAGUCACCUUGUUAGCGAUGUUUAUAUCGCUAGGUUUAAGCUUUUUUCUAUACCAGUAUUAUCUGAAUCAUGCUGUAAAUGGGUGGUUAUUGCUCUUUCCCUUGUGGAUGUUGCUACGAAUGGCUUUCAACGCCAUCGAUGGAAUGCUUGCUCGUGAAUUUAAACAACAAUCCAACUUAGGUGCAUUUUACAAUGAAUUGUGUGAUGUUAUUUCGGACACAGCACUCUAUCUAUGCUUGAUUGCUUUUGGCUUUAUCAGUGCAAAAUUACUGUUAUUGAUUGCUUUCCUUGCAAUUCUAAGUGAAUACACUGGUGUAAUGGCGCCACUGAUUGGGCAAGAACGUCGUUAUGAUGGCCCAAUGGGGAAAAGUGACCGUGCAUUUUGGUUUAGUUUAAUCACAGUCGUGAUUAUCACCGUGCCAUUAUUCACUACAAAUUUACAACUUCUCGGCUUAAUCUGUAAUGGCAUACUCAUUUUAAUUGUUUCAUAUUUAGGUCAUCACACCUUUAAGAGUCAUGAUGGAACAGAAUUGUUUUAUCAACAUUGGGCAACCAACUCACCAAGCGAAACAAAAAAAGCCAUUCUUCUGUUUCAUCGUGGACAUGAACAUUCAGGACGUAUGGCGCAUUUGGUCAAGGAACUCAAUUUAAGUGAUUUUGAUUUCUUUGCAUGGGAUGCCCGCGGUCACGGCGAUUCCCCUGGUGAACGUGGUGAUGCACCUAGCUUCUCAGCAUGUGUAAAAGAUAUUCAAUAUUUUGUCCAACAUAUCGAAGAAAACUAUGGCAUCGACGCCAAGAAUAUUGCUGUAGUUGCACAAAGUGUAGGUGCGGUAUUGGCCGCAACAUGGGUACAUGAUUAUGCACCUAAAAUUCGCGCCUUGUGCCUCGCCUCACCUGCUUUUGACAUCAAGCUUUAUGUGCCAUUUGCCGAACCUAGUUUAAGAGUUAUGGAAAAAAUUCGCGGUAAUUUUUUCAUCCAAAGUUAUGUUAAAGCCAAAAUGCUGACCCAUGAUGAAGAACGUGCUCAAAGCUAUGAUACCGAUCCUAAAAUUGCUAAAGCAAUUUCGGUGAGAAUGUUGCUCGGACUCUAUGAUGCCUCUAAGCGAAUUGUUGCAGAUUCACAAAAUAUCUUUGUGCCGACUCAAGUGUUAUGCUCAGGUUCAGAUUUUGUGGUUUUUCAAAAACCGCAACGUGAAUUUUACCAAAAGCUUCCGCAUCCUAAAAAAGAAUUACAUAUUUUAGAUGGCUUCUUUCACGAUACUUUAGGUGAAAAAGAUCGCCAUAUAGCAACAGAAAAAAUACGCCGAUUUAUCCAGCAAUGUUUUGCUGUUGAAUAUCAAGCCCCAGACGUUUUAAAUGCGGACAAAAUUGGUCCAAGCUGUGCUAUCGCUGAAGAUCUCAGUUCACCAUUACCCGCUAAAUCAAUGAAGAAUGCAUUUUGGGAAAUCACCAAAAAGAAUCUAAAAAUUGGUAGCCAUUUAUCUAAAGGCUUAAAAAUUGGUGAAGACACAGGCUAUGACUCUGGAAGUACCUUAGACUUUGUUUAUCGUAACCAAUCUGAAAGUUCCAAUCCUAUUGGCAAAAUCAUUGACCGCCAGUAUUUAAAUGCGAUUGGUUGGCGUGGGAUCCGUGUUCGUAAACAAAACAUUGAACAUUUGGUUCAGAAAUAUGCAGAUAUUCUAAUUAAAAAACGCAAACCAUUGAGAAUCAUGGAUAUUGCAUCUGGUCAUGGACGUUAUAUUUUAGAUGCUGUGGUUCAAUUACCAAAACGACCAGAUUCGAUUUUAUUGCGUGAUUAUAGCGAUAUCAAUGUACAAGCUGGUCAGCAAAUGAUUGCAGCACGUGGACUGAAUGACAUUGCUGAAUUUGUUCAAGCGGAUGCAUUUGAUACACUGUCUUUGGCCUCUGUUAAACCAAAACCAUCACUUGCCGUGGUUUCGGGUUUAUAUGAGUUAUUUGCAGACAAUGAUUUGCUACGUCAAUCACUUGAAGGAUUAAGCAAAGCAAUCCUUAAAGAUGGUUAUUUGAUUUAUACUGGUCAAAUUUGGCACCCACAGCAAGAGUUCAUUGCGCGUGCACUAACCUCACAUCGUGAAGGUGAUGCAUGGGUAAUGCGUUUACGCUCACAAGCGGAAAUGGAUGCACUUGUUGAAGCUGCUGGCUUUAAAAAGGUCGACCAAUGUAUUGAUGAGUUUGGAAUAUUUACCGUCUCAGUCGCACAAAAGCUAUAA
Molecule: messenger RNA, 2322 nt
Organism: Oppiella nova
Lineage: Eukaryota; Metazoa; Arthropoda; Arachnida; Sarcoptiformes; Oppiidae
Source: the annotation of a GenBank genome assembly